Amphibalanus amphitrite is the source of this 1260-nucleotide messenger RNA. Its product is annotated as venom allergen 5-like. The record is from RefSeq and is a predicted model, not a curated record. The coding region runs from base 69 to 1001 and encodes 310 amino acids. Gene Ontology annotation, cellular component: extracellular region. Lineage: Eukaryota; Metazoa; Arthropoda; Thecostraca; Balanomorpha; Balanidae. The transcript has a single exon.
AGACCAGCAAUGUGCACGACUUUUGCAUGUAUACUUCUUAUUGUUCAAUUUAAGUCCAUAACACUUUUAUGCAUCCGGGAAUGUUAUUGAUCCGGAGCAGAGCAGUCAGCAGAGUACUUGUUUGGCUAUUCAUAGCAUGGAUCCCCUUUGUCACAACAAUAGAUUAUUGCAGCGAAGUAAGGUGCAUUGAAGGCCAGCACACGAUGUGCACAUACUCCAGCGACAGUCCUGGGAGUGAAUGCGUCUCUCUCACGGGUCAAGGAGUCGACUCAAAACAGAUUGAAGAUCUACUUCAUGUUCAUAAUCGGUACAGGGACUAUCUGGCUGCCGGAAAGGAAACACGCACGCUCGGUGGUGCGAUGCCUGAGGCGGCAAAUAUGGGUGUGCUGACCUGGGACGAGGAAAUAGCUCGAAUCGCGCAGCGCUGGGCUCUUCAGUGCCACUUUGGUCACGAUGGGUGCCGAGAUCUUCCUAACAUGCAGGUGGGCCAGAACGUGGCCAUCGCUGGCAGCUCCGUCUCGGGACCGCCGAACAUGACCAGCCUCGCCGUGAUGUGGUACGAAAAGGAGGUCGGCAUGUUCGACGCCGGCGGCGUAGCCAGUUACCAGUUCUCCAUGCAAACCGGCCACUUCACCCAGUGGAUCUGGGCCACCUCGUACAAGAUCGGCUGCGGCUACGCCGGCUUCAAGAGUGGGAUGAUGAACAACAACUUUCUAGUCUGUAACUACGGUCCGGCCGGCAACGUGAUGCGCUGGCCCAUCUACCAGCAGGGAUCACCGUGUUCCGCCUGUCCGCGCGGAACGACGUGCGGCGGCGACAGCCGCUACCCGAACCUCUGCAAGGCAGAGGGCGACGAAGUGCCGGGAGGAGGCGGUCACUCUGCCUUCGGAGAGGGUCAGUACGAAAAGCUGAACUCAGGCUCGGUGCCGGGGCGCAGCGCGCUGCUGGCCGGUCUGUGCGGCGCUCUAGUCUUCUGUGCGUCUGCCCAACUGCUGCUGUGACACAGACAGCUAGUGUCUGCUCCCCGACGGACGGCUGUGUACCAUGCGUUAGCCUCCACCACUGCGCACCCUCUGGUGAUGGCGUGGGGAGGAUGUGAGCCAUGUGCAAGGUGACGCAUGUUUCCAUCCACAACGGGCAGGUGUGCGUGUUGAACAUGUUCCCGAGUGCUGCCGAUCGCCGCUGCUCCUGCAAAUAUGUUGAAUGAUCUGUGAAUAUAAGUGACUGGCUAAUCAAUAAUACAUGCCGUACAUACAACGA